Molecule: messenger RNA, 2592 nt
Organism: Stylonychia lemnae
Lineage: Eukaryota; Ciliophora; Spirotrichea; Sporadotrichida; Oxytrichidae
Source: the annotation of a GenBank genome assembly
AUGAAUAGCAACACAAAUAAAAAUUAUGGUAGAGGAUCAAAUAGAAAGUAAAACAACAACUAAAACAAUAGAAGAUAUAAGGCUUAUCGCGAGAAAAAUUAUGAUGAAAUAGGAAAAUAAUAAUACCCAAAUGGUGAUUAGAGUUUCAUCUCUAAUAUUGAAGGAAAUUCAAGCUAAUCUUAAAUUUAUAACUAAGAUUAAAGCUUCCAAGGAUUAGAUAUUAUGAGAAACAAUUCAAGUAAGCAAGACAAUGAUAAUGAAGCUACUAUAUUUACGAGAGAUGAUCUAUCUAAUACAGGUAUCAGGUAGAGUAGUUUCUAAGAAGAAUCAAAAACAUAUAACUUUUCCUUUACUCCAACCAAAGAUCAGACGAGAGAAACUCGGUAAACUUAGAAUACUAGAUCAAAAGUAUAUUCAUAUGGAAGAGGUUAGAAUUAAAGAAAUAAGAAUUUAAAUGAAGAUUAGCAUUUUUAAGAAAUGAGAAACAAUAGAAAUCAGAGAGCUGGAGUAAAUGAUAAUCAUCAAACUAGUACAUAAAAUAAUUCAUCCAUUUAAACAGAAGGAGGUACUCAUGAUAAUAGAAAUAGAAGAAUUUAAAGAGAUAAUAGAAAUAAUGAAAGGCCAAGGUUCUACAGUACUAAUACAUUAAAGGAGCUUAUUUAGUUUGAAACAUAAGCUUUAGUUUAAAAACUAAUUAGUUUUGGAGAUCUUAAUCAAAAGAUUAAUGGGACUUUUUAUACAAGAGAAGCAUUUUCAUUUUUUGUCAAAAUAUUAUUUAGAUUGUUAACUGAUGAAAAUGUUCUGUCUACUGAACUAAAUUUGAUUUUUUCUCACUUUCUUGAUUCAAAGUUUAUGAAUACCAUUGAAGAAGAAUAUUUAAGAGAUAUGAGUAAGAUAAAAAAUUAACUUGAAUACUACUAUAUGCUAGUUGAUUUAGAAUAUGUAUUGAAGGAUUUGGCAUAAAAGCUUGUUUUAAGGAGAUUUAGGUUAAAAGAAGAAGAGAAAACUAGUGAUUUGAAUAGAUAAAUUUUGAAUGAAGAUACAAUUGAUAACUCUGUCACUGACUAUUAGGAUUAGCCUCCAGAUGAUUUCUAAAAUAUCAAUGUUUCUCCUACCGAAGCAGAAAUCAAAGCUGAUAGUGAUCCAUUCCUUAGGCCAAUGCCAGAAAAAGGCUAAUUUAAAGAUAGACAUGAUUACUUAGAUAUUGUUUAUAGGUUACUAAGAGAGGAUGCUAUUCGUCCACUUAGAAGAGGUAGUAAAAGACUAUUACCCGGGUCCUUGGUUAUACUCUCUUCUGAUGAAUUUUAAACUUUAAGUUUUUUCCUUGUAUAAGCAGGAAAUUAGGAUAGAAUGGUUAGAACCACUAGAUAAAGCAGAUAUGUUUAAAUCAAUAUUAUGAUGUUAGCUAAAGUGAACGAGAAUAUUGGUCAAUAAGCCACAUUGCUUGAAUAUUUUAUACAUCAUAGAAAAUUGAAGCUUAAAAUGUUAGAAUCAUAAGCAUACUUUGAAUCAUAUCGACAUGUAUUAAAAAAGAUAAAAGAGAUUGAUAGGUGGGAGAAAAUUCCAUUCGAUAAAUAUUUUGUUGGAUUAGAAAGAACAGUAAUUGAUAGGCCUCCUAUGUACCAAUUAUUUGAACAAAGUAAUAUCCUAUAAAAUGUGUAAUAGUUCAUAAAUCUUGAAAUAUCGACAAAAAACUUUGAUGAAAGUCAACUCAAUGCAAUUAAAGCUUGUUUAUACUAAGAACUUGCUAUUAUAUAAGGACCACCUGGUACAGGUAAGACAUACGUAGGCUAAAUCUUUGUGAGUAUCCUAUUGAAGAUUAAAGAGAAAUUCAAUGUUAAAAAUGGUCCCAUUUUAUUAGUUUGUUAUACCAAUCACGCACUUGAUCAAUUUUUGGACUUAGUUUCAGGUUUUACCGGAAAUUUUGUGAGAAUAGGAGGGAAUAUAAAGAAUGAAAAAUUCAAAAACCACACUUUUACCUAAUAUUAAAAAAAAAUUGGCGCAAGAUAUUAUUCAAGAUUUUAUAGCAUAUUGAGCGAGAUAGAUUAGUAAUAGAUUUAUAUUUAAGAUAGAAAUUCCAUAUUUCUUAUGAAUGAUUUAGGAAUCAUAAAUAACAAUACAAAAGUUAUGAUGGCGAAGACAUUGCUAUUGAAAAUUUAGCAAGAUUUCAAAUUCUAUUUAAAAGAUUAAAUCGAAAAUAUUUUCUCUAAUCAAGCUAAUUAAGAUUUUGGAAAUUAUGCAUAUCAAUAUAUUUUCGGGCUUGUUGAAGAGGAAACAGAUUUACCUGUUGUCUUUUGGCUAGGUAUAAUAGAUCUAGAAAAAUUUUUGCGAGAUAUUUUGCUAUCCUUACAAACUGGAGAAUUAAACAUUUAAGAUUUAGAAUUGUUUGAUGUAAAUUUUGAUGAUUUUGAAUAAAGAGAGAGAGAUUAUGAAGAAUCCUUGUUUGAUGAUGACAAUUAUUCUAUCCGAAGAUAAAUUAAAUCUGAGCUCAAGACAAAAUAUGAAAAUCUUACAAUGCAUUAUCACAGACUUUACUAAAAUGAAUAUUACUAAGGACUUAGCAAUUUUUUCUAAUGCACAUAGAGAGGUUGA